Messenger RNA from Penicillium waksmanii, 360 nucleotides. Its product is annotated as alpha-ketoglutarate dehydrogenase subunit KGD4. The record is from RefSeq and is a predicted model, not a curated record. The transcript is spliced from 2 exons. The coding region runs from base 1 to 360 and encodes 119 amino acids. Lineage: Eukaryota; Fungi; Ascomycota; Eurotiomycetes; Eurotiales; Aspergillaceae. Gene Ontology annotation, biological process: 2-oxoglutarate metabolic process.
AUGCGUGCCACCUUCUCUCUCUGCAGUGCUGCCCGCACCCCUCUGAUUCGCUUCAUCGGCAAGCGCUCUGUCCCUAAGUCCGUCGACCACACUCCUCGCGUCCACCCCGCCUCUCCUGUCGGAGCUCUUCCCGACUCCUUCGCCGCCUACCGCGCUAAGGCUCAACAGCACGGUCCUCUCGGUCGCUCUUCCUUCAACAGCGGCAUUGGUGGCCAGUCCGGCCACGCCCUGGGCCCCAUCCGCCCCCAGAGCGGCCAGUUCUUCGACCGCGCCGAGCUGCCUGCCCGUUUCGGCCGUCUGACCUUCAGCGAGGCUGAGAUGGAGGCCAUUGAGACUGGCGGUGCUAGCCAGUACGCGUAA